Messenger RNA from Lactuca sativa (garden lettuce), 2949 nucleotides. RefSeq names its product multiple C2 domain and transmembrane region protein 2. The record is from RefSeq and is a predicted model, not a curated record. NCBI's taxonomy places the organism in Eukaryota, Viridiplantae, Streptophyta, Magnoliopsida, Asterales, Asteraceae.
AAUCAACACAUCAUGCAUGCAUGCAUGCAUGGUGUCACUUCACAAACAAGCAAAGAAUGAACAAAAAGAACAUUAACCACGAUGCUGCUGGCCCUUCUCAUGGUCUUAAUUAAGGUUUUAAGACCAACCAUCAUAUCAUCGUACCUCACAAGUCACAACACAAACACUUAGAAUCCCCAAAAUGAUCCGAUUAAGAAAUCGUCAAAUGAACCAUGAACCCGUUCCCGGAGUUCCCCCUCUCCAACAAGAUGACUACAAGCUCAAAGACACAAGCCCACAACUGGGUGAGCGAUUGGCAACCACAUAUGAUCUCGUGGAACAAACGUACCAUCUUUAUGUUCGUGUCGUGAAGGCCAAAGACCUUCCUGUUGGGUCAGAUCCGUAUGUCGAGGUCAAGCUCGGGAAUUAUCGAGGCCGAACAAGGCAUUUCGAGAAGAGACCAAACCCUGAGUGGAACCAAGUCUUUGCCUUCUCGAAAGACCGUGUUCAAUCAUCAACUUUAGAAGUUUAUGUAAAAGAUAAAGAGACAUUCGGGCGAGACGAUUAUAUUGGAAAAGUGGUUUUCGAUUUGAACGAGAUUCCAACACGAGUGCCGCCGGACAGCCCGUUGGCUGCGCAGUGGUACCGACUGACGGACCGGCGGGGCCAAGGGGAGAUCAUGGUUGCGGUCUGGAUGGGGACACAAGCAGACGAAGCAUUUCCUGAAGCUUGGCAUUCAGACGCUUCAUCUGCUCAUGGAGAGGGUGUUUUUAACGUCCGAUCGAAAGUUUAUGUGUCACCGAAACUUUGGUAUUUGCGGGUGAACGUGAUAGAAGCUCAAGAUGUUAUCUCGAACGAUAGAUCGCGUGUUCCAGAUGUUUCCGUGAAGGCGCAAGUGGGAAACCAAACAUUGAGAACAAAGAUAAGUUCCGUACGUACAAUGAAUCCUCUAUGGAAUGAAGAUUUUGUGUUUGUUGCAGCCGAGCCAUUUGAGGAACAUUUGGUUCUCACCGUUGAGGAUCGGGUUCAUCCUUCGAGAGAUGAGGUUCUCGGGGCAUUGAGUCUACCUUUGACAAUGUUCGAGAAGCGACUUGAUCAUCGGCCAGUUCAUUCUCGAUGGUUCAAUCUUGAGAAGUAUGGACUCGGUGAAACUAGGUUUUCUAGUAGAUUGCAUAUUAGGGUUUGCUUAGAAGGGGGAUACCAUGUUUUAGAUGAAUCGACGUUGUAUAUAAGCGAUCAACGACCGACCGCUAAACAACUAUGGAAGCAGCCGUGUGGUGUUCUCGAAGUUGGAAUUUUGGGCGCAGAAGGCUUGCUUCCGAUGAAGAUGCAUGAUGGGCGAGGGUCCACCGAUGCUUAUUGUGUGGCGAAGUACGGACAAAAAUGGGUUCGGACACGAACGUUUCUUGACACGUUGAACCCUAAAUGGAACGAGCAAUAUACAUGGGAAGUUUACGAUCCGUGUACGGUCAUCACACUCGGUGUUUUCGACAAUUGUCAUUUGGGAGCCGAGAAAUCAGAUACAGGACGAGAUUCAAGAAUCGGGAAGGUCAGGAUUCGGAUAUCUACUCUCGAAGCUCAUCGAAUAUACACACAUUCAUACCCACUUCUCGUACUUCACCCCUCUGGGGUGAAGAAGAUGGGUGAGCUCCAACUUGCGGUUCGGUUCACCACGUUAUCACUAGCCAACAUGGUGUACAUCUAUGCACACCCUUUAUUGCCCAAGAUGCAUUACUUGAACCCGUUAACAGUUAACCAAGUCGAAACAUUAAGGUACCAAGCCAUGAACAUAGUGGCGGCGCGUCUAGGUCGAGCCGAACCACCCCUUCGGAAAGAGGUAGUUGAGUACAUGUUAGAUGUGGAUUCUCACAUGUGGAGCAUGAGAAGAAGCAAAGCGAACUUCUUUCGAAUCAUGGCGUUGCUUUCGGGAUUAUUUUCUGUUAGUCGGUGGUUCAACAACGUUCGGGAAUGGAAAAACCCGAUCACGACAGUCCUCGUUCAUAUCUUGUUUUUGAUAUUGUUAUGGUAUCCCGAGCUGAUACUUCCGACUAUCUGCCUCUACAUGUUCUUGAUCGGGUUAUGGAACUACAGGUUCCGAGCCCGACACCCGCCUCAUAUGGACCCAAAACUUUCGUGGGCUGAGGCGGUGCACCCUGACGAACUCGAUGAAGAGUUCGACACGUUUCCAACAUCAAGACCACCAGAUGUAGUCCGAAUGAGAUACGACCGGAUUCGAAGCAUUGCUGGGAGGAUUCAAACAGUUGUAGGAGAUUUGGCUACACAAGGAGAACGUAUAGGGUCUUUGCUUAGCUGGAGAGACCCUCGAGCUACAAGUCUCUUUGUCGUUUUUUGCCUUUGUUUAGCUGUUGUUCUUUAUGUGACUCCUGUUAGGGUGGUGGCUUUAGGUGGGGGAUUAUACAUGUUAAGACACCCUAAGUUUAGAAGCAAGUUGCCAUCGGUUCCUAGCAACUUCUUUAAGAGACUACCAGCUCAAACGGAUAGCUUACUCUAACUGGCAUCAAAUCAUCAAGCAAAAGCAAGAAUCUUUCCUCGUUUUGGUUUUUUAACAUGUUUGACUUCAGUUUCUAUGUAAUGUUCAAUUAAUUAUAAUAAUAAAUGUUUUUCCCUUCUAUGAACACGUCUAGAUCAAAAUAAUUUCUUGGGUAUGUUUAGUAUAGCAUCCUACUUCUAUUUCUUUUUAUUACAACAUUGUAGUCCUAGUCUUGAAAUCUUCAAACUAUAGCAAUGUAAUUCAAAUACAGAACAAUUUUGGAAUUAUAAUGUUUUGAAGAGGAUGCAGAUUAUAGAUACCAAAAUUCAAUUGCAAAAAGGUAAUUUCAUUGUUGACAACCAUCAAAAACUGACAGAAUGCAGCCUCAAAAUCUAGAGCUUACACAAACAUAAUCAAGAAAACAAAAUUAACUCAAAGACAUUUCAUCUAAAAGACAAGCUCAUGUGGUUUCAUGCCUG